CACAUUCCUUUCCUUUCCUCACAUUUCAGCACAGAAAAAGAAAAGUUCACCCACAGGCUCAUUGACAUAGAGAGAUCAGCCCUUCAAACACUUUGUUCAUCAUCAAAGCUUUCUGUAUAAGCUCUCUUUAUCAAUGGUGAAGAGUGAGUCAAAGAUCCAAUCAGAGCCGUUGAAGCCAAUGUCAUCACCAUCAUCAUCUUCGUCAACAUCGUCAUCGUCAUCAUGUAGGAAGAAGAAGUACAAGGGAGUGAGAAUGAGGAGCUGGGGUUCAUGGGUGUCCGAGAUAAGAGCACCAAAUCAGAAAACAAGGAUAUGGCUGGGUUCCUAUUCCACGCCAGAAGCUGCCGCUAGAGCCUAUGAUGCUGCACUGCUGUGCCUCAAGGGCGCCUCCGCCAAUCUCAACUUCCCUACCAUCACUUCUUCUUACCAUCUUCCUGAUACUCUCUUGUCCCCUAAGUCCAUCCAAAGAGUUGCUGCAGCAGCUGCCAAUAGUUUUGCGGAUAAUGCCGCCGCCGCCACCACCACCACCACCAUCCCAACCACCCCCACCACUCCACCCUCUCCUCCUCCUCCCUCCUCCUCCUCAUCAAUCUCUUCGGCAUCGACUUCAUCUUCACCAUCAGAUCAACUCGAUGACGAUGUUUCAGUACUAAUGUCAUCCAUGGCCAAUGAACCAAUGUCCAUGAUGGCAUCAUGGUAUGACAACUUCGACACCCUGCAAUCCCCAAAAUACAUGGACCAAAUGUUCAGUAAUUGUGCCUUGUUCAAUCCAGUACCAACGAUUGAAGAUGACUAUGAAGAAGGUGAUAUCCAUCUGUGGAACUUCUGCUGAUCAAAAAUUCAAUCCAAAUCAAGCAAACCCCAUUUAUUAUUAUCAUUAUUAAUCCAGUUGUAUUCAUUGAUGAUCUUCAGCAGAUUGCUUGAAGAUAUUACUGACAGUGACCGAAAUUCAUAUAUUAGUGUAUGUGAGAGUUAAUAAUUAGGAGAAGAAAAUCACAUUGAGAGAGACAUUUUUUGGACUCUCCCUUUCUAUAAUAUUCAAUUUAUAUAUGAAUUAAUCAUUUCUGCCAAGUGUGGUAUAUCAUAUAUGUUGUGUAAUUCAUGGUCCUCCAUCAUAGUAAAAUAUGUCCAGGAAGAAAUCUAUUUCCUUAAAUAUGGUCCCCCUCC
Messenger RNA from Vitis riparia (riverbank grape), 1167 nucleotides. RefSeq names its product ethylene-responsive transcription factor ERF014-like. The transcript has a single exon. NCBI's taxonomy places the organism in Eukaryota, Viridiplantae, Streptophyta, Magnoliopsida, Vitales, Vitaceae. Gene Ontology annotation, molecular function: DNA-binding transcription factor activity; DNA binding. Gene Ontology annotation, biological process: regulation of DNA-templated transcription. The coding region runs from base 134 to 832 and encodes 232 amino acids. The record is from RefSeq and is a predicted model, not a curated record.